AUGGUUCCAACACCGAGGUGUUCUAACCACAUACCAGAUAAUAUCCGUUGGCAACCCCCGCCACAUAAUACUGUCAAGAUAAACUUUGAUGGAUCUGUUAAGUCCGGCUCUGCUUCCUCAGGCUUCAUAUUUAGAGAUUCUUUGGGACAACCUAUUCUCGCAAGCACGACAAAUUCGGGUUCUACAACCAUUCCGACGGCGGAGGCAAUUGCCUUACGGGAUAGCUUAAUUGCUGCUAUGGAUAGGGGACUCCAGUUCAUUGAGGUUGAGGGAGACUCAAAGCUUGUCAUCGAUGCUGUUAAUGGUGUAUCUCAUCCACCUUGGAAAUUACGGAAAAUCAUUACGGAUAUUAGAUCACUGGUUGCUUCUUUUUCUACCAUUACCUUCAAACAUGUGUUUAGAAAGGCAAACUUUGCUGCUGAUUCUGUCACCAAACUUGGCCACACUAGUUCGGAUCGUAUUUGGUGGGUCAAUUGUUUUCCACCAACGGUCUCUAGAGCUAUUUUGUUUGACACUGUAAAUUGUGGAGGGCCGCGCGGCCUAAGUAUUUAG
Messenger RNA from Rosa rugosa (rugosa rose), 552 nucleotides. RefSeq lists its product as uncharacterized. The coding region runs from base 1 to 552 and encodes 183 amino acids. NCBI's taxonomy places the organism in Eukaryota, Viridiplantae, Streptophyta, Magnoliopsida, Rosales, Rosaceae. The transcript has a single exon. Gene Ontology annotation, molecular function: RNA-DNA hybrid ribonuclease activity; nucleic acid binding. The record is from RefSeq and is a predicted model, not a curated record.